AUGGGCUUCAGUCCGCAGAUGCGGGGGAUGAUGAAGCUUCUGUGUGUUUUUAUGCUUGCCCUUUGGGCGGCGAGUGGUGCUUUGUGUGAGGAGUGUUCCCGUGUGAACCAACGUUUGCAGUGCGGAGCAUUCGCAUGUGAUACUAACCGCGGCGUCUGCGUCCCUUGUAACACCUCGGACGAAUGCUACCCUAGGGCCAUGGAAUGUAGGGCAGGGAAGUGCGUUGCUAAGGACCUUGCCAGAGGUUUUUCUGCUCUUUCGGGUGUGGCGCUACUAUGUGCAUUUGCCGUUUGUUCCAUUGCUGUCUUGGCCGGUGUUGGGGGUGGCGGCAUUCUUGUGCCCAUGUUUUGUUUGCUGAUGGAGGUGCCGAUGGACAUUGCGGUGGGACUGUCUCAAGCCACAAUAUGCGGACAGAGCAUUCUGAAUGUGUUUUUUGCCGUUCAGAAGCGUUUUCCUUCUUCUGAAUGCUCGCGUCCUUUGAUCAACUAUCAGUAUCUGACCCUCCUUAUCCCACUUGGAGUCAUUGGUACUCUCAUUGGGGGGGUGCUGAACAAGCUGUGCCCGGACCUGCUUCGGUUGAUCCUGUUGUUUAUCCUCCUUAUAACAGUUUUGUAUCGCACUGUGCGGAAAUUGAUAGCACAAUACCGGAAAGAUCAGGUUGUGAGAAGGGAACCGAUUCCAGUUCCAUCUUCAGAGGAGGAAGUGGCAGGCACAUUGCAUACGCCCGAAGGAACACCCAGUCUUAACCAACCUCAGUAUCCAUGGCUGGAAAUUCUAUGCGUGGUCUCUUCUUUUAUUGUGAAUUUGGCCUUUGCUGCAUGGAGGUCUCGUACGAAAUGUGGCGGUGGAGUGUAUAUUGUCACUUAUUGCAUACCGAUUAUUGCAAAUACGGUUCUGUUUCUUUGGUACCGGUAUCGAUUGGCGAAGAUGGAAAGAUGCAGAUUAACUUUUUACUGGAAUGUCAGAACCACAAUUCUGUAUCCGCUGGUAUCGGUAGUGGCCGGAAUUGCGGCAGCCAUGCUCGGUAUCGGAGGCGGUUUGGUGCUGGGCUUUGUUCUGUACGAAGUUGGUCUCAUUCCCGAGGAAGCAUCUGUCACAGGGGGUGCCGCGACCUUGUUUUUGGCCUUUUCUUCCGCGCUGAGUUUGUUGAUUGAGGGUCGUCUUCUUAUUGACUACGCAGGAGUUCUUUUUGCAUGCGGGCUUCUUAGUGCGGCUCUAGGAAACUUCGUGUUUAUGAGACUCAUCAAAAAGUACAAGUUGAGGUUUUUGAUUGUCGCGGCGUUGGCGAUGAUCAUUGCCGGCUCGCUUGCGUUUCUGUCAGGGUUCGGCAUCUACAACUCACUCAACCUCGUCAAUCAUGGCGGCUCAAUCCUGGCAUUUGGCCGUGUGUGCCGCUCUUCUCACCACCGUGGCGAGUAG
Trypanosoma rangeli is the source of this 1419-nucleotide messenger RNA. RefSeq lists its product as uncharacterized. Gene Ontology annotation, biological process: protein ubiquitination. Gene Ontology annotation, cellular component: membrane; Cul4A-RING E3 ubiquitin ligase complex. NCBI's taxonomy places the organism in Eukaryota, Euglenozoa, Kinetoplastea, Trypanosomatida, Trypanosomatidae. The record is from RefSeq and is a predicted model, not a curated record. Bases 1 to 1419 code for a protein of 472 amino acids. The transcript has a single exon.